Molecule: messenger RNA, 468 nt
Organism: Didymodactylos carnosus
Lineage: Eukaryota; Metazoa; Rotifera; Eurotatoria; Philodinida; Philodinidae
Source: the annotation of a GenBank genome assembly
AUGACGCUUCUCCUCAAAGUGUUACAGCUCUUACUAUUUCUACUUGACUUUAUUCAAGCUAAUACGGUAACCAUAAAAAAUUCAGGUGGUCAAGCAAUCAAUGUUGGUUUCUUCAAGAAUUUGGGUGAUAAUCAGCCGUCAUUUGUGGCUGAGCGAAAUAUUCGUGUUGAUGGCAGAGGAGGAAGUCAGACUAUCGCUCCUGGACGCAAGUGGGAAGGAAGAGUACAAAAGAUCACUGGUGCUCCGGCAGAUCCAGCCACAUGGGUUGAAUUUCAUUUUAAUGCAUGGCAAGAUAUGACCUUUGGCGAUGUGAGUUUGAUUUGUGGCUAUAACGGUGCAGUACGACUUACAAGUAAAGAUGGAAAUUUGAACCGCGGCUUCUCACAAAAUCUCUAUUCUCAUGCUCCUCAGAAAUAUAAAAUUCGUGAUUCAAAUGGAAAGCCCGUACUCGCUGCUACAGAAACGUAG